Messenger RNA from Postia placenta MAD-698-R-SB12, 954 nucleotides. RefSeq lists its product as hypothetical. Lineage: Eukaryota; Fungi; Basidiomycota; Agaricomycetes; Polyporales; Adustoporiaceae. The record is from RefSeq and is a predicted model, not a curated record. Bases 1 to 954 code for a protein of 317 amino acids. The transcript is spliced from 4 exons.
AUGUCUGAAGGCUCAUGUGGGAUCUGCUUGGACGAUCUCAAGUCCCCUGUAUCAACACCCUGCGGUCAUCUCCAUUGUGAAGCCUGUUUAUUUACACAUCUCGAAGCGAACGCAGACGCCAUAACUGGUUCUUGUCCUACCUGUCGCGCUCAUUUCCCCAUCACAAACCCGGAUUUGCGCUUUGUACCACCAAAAUACCAUGUUUUUAUACUCCCCAGCGUGCGGCGCGUCUUCCUCGAUGUCUCUGGACAGUCGAACAGACAGCUGCAAGCGACUGCGACGCGUCUCGAGUCCCGUGUCAAUGCGCUUCUGGAGGACAAGAGGCUCCUGAUGGAGAGAUGCGAGUCGGCAAUGGCAGCAUCCCAGAAGCAUCAAGAAGGCGAACGAGACGCUCGGCUAGAGAUGGAGAAUCUGAUGGAGGAACUACGGGAGCUCAGGGCGAAGUACGAGAACCUGAAGAGGGGAUACAGGAUGUUAAGAAAAUCCGACGCUUGCGGGCCUGUACAAGCGCAGAAGCGCGACAGCAUCCAAGCAGGGCUUGACAGCUCAUCGGCAUCCUCGAGUCAUGAACAUACACCCUUGUUCCCGCCUUGCGAGGAUGAAGGAAGAAGUCUAGGAAGAUCGGCCCUGCGCGCCACGAAGCGACCUCGCCCUCUUGGGUCACCUUUCGAUCUCCCCGUUCUCCGAGGCAUUCCCGCAGCGCGUCCUGCCUUAUUCAAGAAAGGGCGUCGCUCCGUAGUGCUCAACCUCGACAGCUUCGGUCUGCCUAGUCUCCCCGAUAAUUUAGAGGAAGACGACGACACGGUGGUCAACUCCAGUGGAGGCCCCCAACGUUCCGGACUGCCAACGGGCGACAUCUUUUCGCCCGAGGUCAGUGGGGGCGCAAACAGCAGUUGGGGCCGUAGUAUCUUUGGCACCGGAGGCUCGAUGGAAAUCGAAGAGGAUGAUGAAUAA